This is a messenger RNA of Leguminivora glycinivorella, 1206 nucleotides long. RefSeq lists its product as uncharacterized. Bases 131 to 940 code for a protein of 269 amino acids. The transcript has 4 exons. NCBI's taxonomy places the organism in Eukaryota, Metazoa, Arthropoda, Insecta, Lepidoptera, Tortricidae. The record is from RefSeq and is a predicted model, not a curated record.
AAACAAACAUAUUCAAGUUAAUCUUACAAAGGACUGACACGUUCCAAACUUAAUUAAAAUAAAAAAAUAGGCCUAAAAAAAGAGAACAGAAGAAAGUGUAAAAUUCAAGUGAAAAAAAUUCAAAGUGAAAAUGCACGGUGAAGCACCAGAGUUUAAAAGAUGUUGUUUCUGCUUACCUUUAAGAAAGGGCUUGAUUGCUUGGGGAUAUUUUAAAUUGCUUCUCAACGUUUUGGCCCUCAUAUACGUUGGAGUCAUAGCCUCUAUCUAUACGAGGAGGACUUGGAGACCGGUAGAAGCCAGAGAUAUUGUCAUUCUGUCGUUUAUGGCCAUAUGUUUACUCGUUGAUAUGUCCUUCGACAUUGUCUUUAUCGCCGCUGGACAUAAGAAAGAUGUGAAGUUACUGCAAAUAUCUUACAUUUACAACAUCGUAUGGCUGGUCCUAUUGACGCUAGGCAACUGCUUCCAACUCUACAUGAACGUGAGCAUGUCUUACAGAAUGUGGAAAUACUCGGAGUACCGCAAAUAUAUCGUGUUCGAUUUGCUCCUCUGUGCGGGAUUCGCUUUUGGACUUAUUUUUACACAAAUAUACCUGGUACUGCUGAUACGAAGUGAGAUAAAAAAGCUGCGUCAUCAGACAUUAGGAAUGCAGUUCACAAAUCACGCAGCCACAGGAGAGCCGCAGUGCACGCUUCACAACACUGAAUGCACGGAUGGGAAACCAGCUGUGCACAACUGUACGGAGAAACAAUAUGUGCACAACUGUUGCACGGAGAAGCAAGGUGUACAAAACUGUUGUGCACGGAAGCAAGGUAUGCAAAACUGUUGCACAGAGAAACAGGCUGUGCAAAAUUGCACAGGUAAGAAAUUAAGUACGGAGGAAUGUUGCACGGACAAGAAUCAAGGACAGGACUGUUGCACCAAUAUAGAACGAGUUGUCUAAAACUACACGAAAGAGAAAUGUAAUAAAAUGAAAGGUCUGUAACUUGAUAGCACUGAUUAGGCUUAAAGAAUUUAACUUUUAUACGAUAUGAGUAGGAUAUGCGUAGGUAUAAGUUAAGAAAUAUGAAACAUGGGAAUACAUAUUACUUAAAAUAUGGAUUGAGACAGGAAUUAAACCCAAAAUCGCACAAUGCAUCUCUUGGUAACGGUAGUUUUGGAAAAAAAAAUCUAAUUUAUUUUUAAAUAAAUUAAUAUUUUUUAAACCAA